Anopheles maculipalpis is the source of this 1605-nucleotide messenger RNA. RefSeq names its product CDP-diacylglycerol--glycerol-3-phosphate 3-phosphatidyltransferase, mitochondrial (gene PGS1). The record is from RefSeq and is a predicted model, not a curated record. Gene Ontology annotation, biological process: cardiolipin biosynthetic process. Gene Ontology annotation, cellular component: mitochondrion. Lineage: Eukaryota; Metazoa; Arthropoda; Insecta; Diptera; Culicidae. The coding region runs from base 39 to 1601 and encodes 520 amino acids. The transcript has 3 exons. Gene Ontology annotation, molecular function: CDP-diacylglycerol-glycerol-3-phosphate 3-phosphatidyltransferase activity.
GUGUCAACAGUAAUGGUACAGUGUAAUUCAUUUUAAUCAUGAGCGUAAUCGAUUUUCUUCUCAGCUGGCAGAUUAUACUACAACCCUUGCUGAAGAUGAUCCGCCGACUGUUCAGUACGCUCAUUGCGGAUUAUCCGCCGGCGGGCGAGUUUUUGCCUUCGGCUCCACACCCCAGCAAUCGUCACCCUACCGGAGGUGGGACGGAACUGGUGCCACCGGCAUUCCGUACCAGCUCGCUACAAUCCUUGAGCUGGCUGCACGCGAUCUCGCCCUGCUUUCCCGUAUCGGGCGACUGUAUCGAGGUCAUCCGUGAGCCGAGCGCAUUCUACAACACACUGCUCGACAAAUGUACUGUUGCGCGUCGAAGAAUUAUGCUGGCCAGCCUGUACCUUGGCACGGGCAACCUUGAAACGCAACUCGUGGCCGCAAUCCACGAGAACUUGCGCAACAAUGUGCAGCUAAAGGUGGACGUACUGUUGGACUUUACGCGCGGUACACGCGGUGUACGUAACAGUCAAACCACGCUGAUGCCUUUGGUUGAGGAGACGGAUAACUUCCGCCUGUCCCUGUACCACACACCGGUGCUGCGUGGUCUUACAAAACGGCUCGCACCACCCCGAUGGAACGAGCUGCUUGGCAUACAGCACAUGAAACUGUACCUUGUAGAUGAUACGGUUAUCAUAUCCGGUGCGAAUCUGUCCAACGAUUACUUUACCAACCGGCAAGAUCGGUACGUUAUGAUCGAAGAUCGAAGGCUGGCCGAUUUCUAUGCCAAUUUCCUGUCUAAAGUGCAAGAGUUUAGCCUUACGGUGGGUCGAGAUGGUGCUACCCGGCUGCACGACACCUGGACCAUGCUGCCGUACAAGUGUGCCCAGCUUGAAUUUGCAACUGAAGCACGGGAACGCAUCCGUACGUACUUCCGGAGUGUGAUGGACGAGCAGCGAGCGAUCUGUGAGCGUGACGACACACAGCAGGCAGACACGUGGAUAUUUCCACUGAUCGAAAUGGGACAGCUCGGUAUUCAUCACGACAGUUUGGCUACGAAGCAGCUGCUUUCGGGCUGUUUGGCUGGUUCGCGUUUACGUUUAGCGACGGGGUACUUCAAUCUGACGGAGACGUACAUGAACACGCUGACGAACGAUUGUCAGGCGCAGUGUAAUAUCCUCAUGGCACACCCAAACGCAAAUGGCUUCCUCGGUGCUAAGGGACCAGCAGGCGGUAUCCCAGCCGCAUACUCCCUGUUGGCACGCAAAUUUCUCGAAAUGCUUAAAUCCUCCGGCCAAAGCCAUCGGGUGGAGCUUUACGAGUACGAACGACCCGGGUGGACGUACCACGCGAAGGGCCUAUGGUACUAUCUACCCGACUCGCCCCUCCCAAACGUCACGCUAAUCGGUUCGUCCAACCUAGGCGAACGGUCCGUCAAUCGCGAUCUCGAGGCACAGAUCUGCAUGGUCACGAACAAUGUCAACCUGCAGCGUAAGCUCGAGACAGAAUAUCAAAAUCUCCUCCAGCACGCGGCCACAGCCGAUACGGAACUCAUCAACCGACCGGUGCCACGCUGGGUUCGGGCCGUCGUCGGUCUGUUUCGGAACUUUUUCUAAUCUC